UUCUUUCUUCCAUUCUCUCUCUAAUAUCUAUCUCUAUCUCUCUUCUUCAGUUCUUCUUCUUCUUCUUCUUGAGCUUCAGUAGUACUAACUAAGUACCUGUUUACAUUAUAAGCUAGCUAGGUAUAAUAUAUGGAGAUAGAUGCCAGCGGUAGCGGCGGCGGAGAUUUGGAGAUGUUUGGAGGAGAAUAUGAGGGAGGAGGGGCAUAUUUGGUAUGGGAAGAUCUGACGGUGGUGCUACCCAACUCCGGCGGCGGCGGCAUAUCUCCGAGAAGGCUACUGAGAGGUCUCAAUGGAUACGCUGAGCCGAGUCGGAUAAUGGCCAUUAUGGGUCCUUCCGGCUCCGGCAAGUCCACCCUUCUUGACUCCCUAGCAGGUAGACUAUCAAGGAACACUGUAAUGACUGGAAAUAUUUUUCUUAAUGGGAAGAAAAGGAAACUUGAUUAUGGUGUUGUGGCUUAUGUAACUCAAGAGGACGUGUUAUUAGGCACUCUUACCGUAAGGGAAACAAUCGCUUACUCGGCAAAUUUAAGGCUCCCAACAUCUCUGAGAAAGGAAGAGGUGAAUGAUAUUGUCGAGGGAACAAUAAUGGAAAUGGGUCUCGAAGAAUGCGCCGAUCGAAUGAUCGGAAACUGGCAUUCUCGGGGCAUUAGUGGCGGGGAGAAGAAGAGGGUUAGCAUUGCCCUUGAGAUUCUCACUCGCCCUCCAAUAUUGUUCCUAGACGAGCCCACGAGUGGCCUUGACAGUGCCUCGGCCUUCUUUGUGAUCCAAUCACUUAGAAGCGUAUCCCGUGAUGGUAGAAUCGUUGUUUCAUCCAUUCAUCAACCUAGCAGCGAAGUGUUUGCACUAUUUGAUGACUUGUAUUUGCUUUCUGGAGGCGAAACCGUCUACUUUGGUGAGGUGAAAAUGGCCAAUAAGUUCUUUGAAGAAGCGGGAUUUCCAUGCCCGAGUAGAAGGAAUCCUUCCGAUCAUUUCUUACGUUGCGUUAAUUCAGACUUCGACGUAGUAACAGCAACACUCAAAGGAUCACAAAGACAUCGGGAAGCUAGACAAGAUUCGGAUCCCAUUAUGGAAGUUCAAACAUCGGAGAUUAAAAGGAUGCUACUUGAUAAGUAUAAAUCAUCGGAAUACGCAUUCAAAGCGCGACAAAGAAUCAAAGAACUUUCGGCUAUUAGAGGAGUGGAGGUCGAGGUAAAACGUGGAAGCCAAGCGGGAUGGUUGAAACAACUCUCGACACUGACAAGGAGAUCUUCCGUAAACAUGUCAAGAGAUUUCGGAUAUUAUUGGUUACGACUAGCCAUAUACAUAAUCGUGUCUAUUUGUGUUGGCACGAUCUAUUUUAACGUUGGCACCGGAUAUUCGUCGAUCUUAGCCCGGGGAGCCUGUGGUGGCUUCAUUUCGGGUUUCAUGACAUUUAUGUCCAUCGGAGGCUUUCCAAACUUUAUAGAAGAGAUGAAGGUGUUUUACAAGGAAAGACAGAACGGGUAUUAUGGAGUCACGGUUUUCAUUGUCUCAAACUUCGUUUCUUCCUUCCCAUUCCUAUUUUUGAUAUCGAUUUCCACGGGGACUAUAACUUAUUACUUGGUGAAAUUUCGGCCUGAAUUCUCUCAUUACGUCUUCUUUUGUCUCAACCUCCUUUGCAACAUAUCCGCCAUCGAGAGCUGCAUGAUGGUUGUAGCUUCAAUAGUUCCCAACUUCUUGAUGGGAAUUUUAACCGGAGCUGGAAUACUUGGAAUAAUGAUGUUGACAUCGGGCUUCUUCCGGUUGCUAGACGAUAUUCCAAAAAUAUUCUGGCGCUACCCGAUCUCGUACAUCAGUUUCCAGUCGUGGGCACUUCAAGGUGCAUACAAGAAUGAUUUGCUUGGACUCGAGUUCGAUAACCUAAUCCCAGGGACUCCAAAACUAAAAGGAUCGUACGUGAUAACCAAGAUUUACAAGAUCCCUCUAGACCAUUCAAAAUGGUGGGACUUGUUUGCGGUUAUUCUAAUCUUGAUAGCUUAUCGAAUCAUAUUUUUCAUCGUCCUCAAGCUCAAGGAGAGCGUCUCCCCCAUUUUCAAGUCUUGGUAUGCAAAUAGAGCAACUAGCAUACUCAACAAGAGGCCGUCUUUCAAAAAGAAACCUACUUUCGGUUCUAAGAGGUAUAUUCCUCCUCGCUCAUUGUCUUCUCAAGAGGGACUUAGUUCUCCAAUUCCUUAAAUGUCUUUUUAUAAUGCAUUUAUUUGGGUAUAUACAUGAUAAUUUUAUUGGAAUUAUGAUUCCAAUAAAAAAAUUAAAUGUUUUUCUUUGUUAUUUAUUGGAAUUAAUGUUGCUUUUUGAUUUGUUGUGACAUUGGAUAUUGAUAUAAAAUAAUUUCAAGCAUGUAAUAGUA
This is a messenger RNA of Impatiens glandulifera, 2365 nucleotides long. RefSeq names its product ABC transporter G family member 15-like. Bases 130 to 2193 code for a protein of 687 amino acids. Gene Ontology annotation, molecular function: ATP hydrolysis activity; ATP binding; ABC-type transporter activity. Lineage: Eukaryota; Viridiplantae; Streptophyta; Magnoliopsida; Ericales; Balsaminaceae. The record is from RefSeq and is a predicted model, not a curated record. Gene Ontology annotation, cellular component: membrane. The transcript is spliced from 9 exons.